Messenger RNA from Oncorhynchus keta (chum salmon), 5334 nucleotides. Its product is annotated as nucleoside diphosphate kinase, mitochondrial-like. The transcript is spliced from 5 exons. The record is from RefSeq and is a predicted model, not a curated record. Bases 162 to 779 code for a protein of 205 amino acids. Lineage: Eukaryota; Metazoa; Chordata; Actinopteri; Salmoniformes; Salmonidae. Gene Ontology annotation, biological process: UTP biosynthetic process; CTP biosynthetic process; GTP biosynthetic process. Gene Ontology annotation, molecular function: nucleoside diphosphate kinase activity.
AGACGGGUUGAGGGACCAUCUCCACGCGGCCGCUUUGUCGGGGGUGGGACUAGUGGUCGUUGUUGAGGAAGGCUGACUGUCCUACUAACGUUACGAUCUUACAGGUAGAUAGAUAUAUGUUAAAGAAUCUCACAGGUCAAUAACUUUGGCUUGUUUAAAUCAUGGUUCAAUUUCAAAGGUAUUGGCUGAAAAACCUUAUCCUGCAGAGUCCGUACUGUCGGGGAGUUCUACCAUCGAGAAAAAGUUAUAUCCCUGAGUUCUCAUUUUGCCUUAUGAUUGGACAACGAUGCGCUGGAUACAGUACCACAUCAGGGAUCCCUGGUGUGAGAGAACGUACUCUAGUUGCAGUGAAACCAGAUGGGGUCCAGCGGCGCCUUGUGGGGCAGAUCACACAACGCUUUGAACAGAAAGGCUUCAAACUGGUGGGCCUGAAGAUGCUCCAGGCACCAGAGGAGCAGCUCUCUCAGCAUUACCAUGAGUUAAGGAGGAAGCCAUUUUACCCCAGUCUCCUGCACUACAUGACCUCUGGUCCCAUAGUUGUUAUGGUGUGGGAGGGUUAUAAUGUGGUCCGGACAUCCCGGAUCAUGAUAGGAGACACUAACCCAGUCGAGGCCCAAGCAGGCACCGUUCGAGGGGACUUCAGCAUUCACAUCAGCAGAAAUGUGGUCCAUGCCAGUGAUUCAGUAGAGGGGGCUCAGAGGGAGAUCCAGCUGUGGUUUCAUCAAAAGGAACUGAUGGAUUGGGACUGCUGUGACCACAGUAGUACCUACCAGAUAUGAGAAAGAGAUUGUAGGCAGAGAUAGAAAGAGAGAGUGAAGCAUUUCAUUAUACUGUUGUAUCCUGUGCAUGUGACAAUGAAACUUGAAAGAGUGAAGAAGGUAGAACGACCAAUAGGAAUAGUGGCUCCAUAACCAUACCUACCUCUUUGUGUCUUGCUUGCAACAGUGUCCCACGUGCAAUACUCAUCCCUCUCCAUCGUGGGUGGCUCCAAUACCCCUAAGCCUCUCAGCUACUAUUAUAGUGUUCGGUCCCCACCAUAUGUACAGUGCGUUCAGAAAGUAUUCAGAGCCCUGGACUUUUUCCACAUUUUGUUACGUUGUAGCCUUAUUCUAAAAUGAAUGAAACAGUUUUUUCCUCCUCAUUCAUCUACACACAAUACCCCAUAAUGACAAAGCAAAAACAGGUUUUUAGAAAUGUUUGCAAAUGUACAAAAUAUAAAAAGCUGAAAUACUACAUUUUACAUAAGUAUUCAGACCCUUUACGCAGUACUUUGUUGAAGCACCAUUAGCAGCAAUUACAGCCUAGAGUCUUCUUGGGUAUGACGCUACAAGCUUGGCACAUGUGUAUUUGGAGAGUUUCUCCCAUUAUUCUCUGCAGGGUUUCUCAAGCUCUGUCAGGUUGGAUGGGGAGCGUCGCUGCACUGCUAUUUUCAGGUCUUUCCAGAGAUGUUCGAUGGGGUUCAAGUCCGGGCUCUGGCUGGGCCACUCAAGGACAUAAAGAGACUUGUCACAGUCUGAACCUGCUCCAGAGCACUCAGGACCUUUCAUCAAGGAUCUCUCUGUACUUUCCUCCGUUCAUCUUUCCUUCGAUCCUGACUAGCCUCCCAGUGCCUGCCGCUGGAAAAACAUCCCCACAGCAUGAUGCUGCCACCACCAUGCUUCACCGUAGGGAUGGUGACAGGAUUCCUCUAGGCGUGACGCUUGGCUUUCAGGCCAAAGAGUGCAAUCUUGGUUUCAUCAGACUAGAGAAUCCUUUUUCUCAUGGUCUGAGAGUCCUUUAGGUGCCUUUUGGCAAACUCCAAACGGGCUGUCAUGUGCUUUUUACUGAGGAGUGGAUUCCGUCUGGUCACUCUACCAUAAAGGCCUGAUUAGUGGAGUGCUGCAGAGAUGGUUGUCUUUCUGGAAGGUUCUCCCAUCUCCACAGAGGAACACUGGAGCUCGGUCAGUGACCAUCAGGUUCUUGGUCACCUCCCUGACCAAGGCCCUUGUCCCCUGAUUGCUCAGUUUGGCCAGCAGCCAGCUCUAGGAAGAGUCUUGGUGGUUCCAAACUCCUUACAUUUAAGAAUGAUGGAGACCACUGUGUUAUUGGACCUUCAAUGCUGCAUAAUCUUUUUUGGUAACCUUUCCCAGAUCUGUGCCUCAACACAAUCCUGUCUCUGAGCUCUAUGGACAAUUCCUUCAACCUCAUGGCUUGGUUUUUGCUCUGACAUGCACUGUCAACUGUGGGUCCAUAUAUAGACAGGUGUGUGCCUUUCCAAAUCAUGUCCAGUCAAUUGAAUUUACCACAGCUGUAGAACCAUCUCAAGCAUGAUCAAUGGAAAUAGGAUGCCCCUGAACUCAAUUUCGAGUCUCAUAGCAAAGGGUCUGAAUACUUAUGUAAAUAAGGUAUUUCAGUUUUUAAUAAAUGUGCAAACAUUUCUAAAAACUUGUUUUCGCCCUCAUUAUGGGAUAUUGUGUGUAGAUUGAGGGGAAUAUAUAUAUAUAUAUUUUUAGAAUAAGGUUGUGUAAAGUAACAAACUGGAAAAAAGGAAGGGGUCUGAAUACUUUCUGAAUGCACUCUAUUUGGACAGUGAAAUGAAAAUGUUAAUUUUGGCUCUACUCCAGCAUUUUGGAUUUGAGAUCAAUCAAAUUAUCAAUAUUCCAGAAUGUUAGGUUAUUUGAGGGUGUUUUCAUGCUUAUCUGUUUUACCAUUUAGACAUAUAACAGCAUUUUAUAUAUUAAGUACUCCGAUUUGAAGAAGUAUUUGGGCAAAUUCACUUAUAGUGUAGUCUAAAUGUUAGUAUUUGGCCCCUUAUCACUUGGAUUCAAUGACUUCAUCAAGCUUGUAACUUUACAAACUCAUUCGCUGCAUUUGCAAUUUGUUUUUGGUUUAUUAUGGGACAUGUCUUGCCCAAUAUUAACUGAAUGGGUGCCGUCAUUUUAUUUCUAAAUGAGCUGAGAAGAUGUUUCUGAAAACUUCCAAAUCCAUGCUGUAGCUGCCAUGAUUUCUGAAAAUUAAUUAUCACGGUGUAUUACACACUACAAUUAUGCAGUACAGUGUAGUCAGUAAGAAUUUUAGCAUUUACACUGGUGGGCACGGUUGGCAAUAAAUUCAUAAAACCAAAAGCUUACCAUGACUUGAAAGAGUUCCAGUUUUGGAUAGCCAGCUAGCUAACCCUCUCCGUCUUUGAGUAGGCUAAACAAGCUGCAUUCGCUAGGUAAGUGAAACAAAAACUAAAUAUAGAUUUCUCUCUCGCUUCUCCUUCAUUUUUGAAGAAAUUAAUUUGUUUAAAACUGUUCAACUAUUGUCUUUCUCUCUUUGAGUCAACUACUGCACAUUUUAUGCACCGCAGUCUUCGCUAGCUGUAGCUUGUGCUUUCAGUACUAGAUUCAUUCUCUGAUCCAUUGAUUGGAUGGGCAACAUGUCAGUUUCUGCUGCAAGAGCUCUGAUAGGUUGGAGGAUGUCCUCCACUAGUUGUCAUAAUUACUGUGUAAGUCUGUGGAAGGGGGUGAGAACCACGAGCCUCCUAGGCUUUGUAUGUAAGUUAAUGUACGCAGAGGAGGAUGCAAACUAGCUAUCCUCCGGCAACACCAUUGUGCUACCCUACGGAGUGCUGCUGAGGCUACUGUAGACCUUCAUUGCAAACAGUAUGUUUUAAAGAAUUAUUUAGGAUAGUUUUAUCUAAAAAGUAUAACUUAUUAAAUGUUUCACGAUUGACAUUUUUCUGAAAUUCACUGAGGUGGUCUUCCCCUUACACCAGUGGGGGCUCCUCGGAGAAAUAUCAUCUUUGUGCCUCUAACUUUGUCAUUAUUCAUGAUUCAUUUUAUUUGACCUUUAUUUAACCAGGCAAGUCAGUUAAGAACAAAUUCUUACUUUCAAUGACUGCCUAGGAACAGUGGGUUAACUGCCUGUUCAGGGGCGGAACGACAGAUUUGUACCUUGUCAGCUCGGGGGUUUGAACUUGCAACCUAUCGGUUACUAGUCCAACGCUCUAACCACUAGGCUACCCUGCCGCCCCAUGAUUUGUUUAUGAUCCUGAAAACAUCCAAAUUAAUGUAAGAUUUUAAAACAAAGCCUUAUAUUUUCACUUCCAAAAGGUGAAUCCAAAAUGACACCCGACCAUCAUUCAACAUUCAGUUACUAUUGGGCAAGACAUGACCCAAAACGCGCCCAAAACAACCCGCAAAUGCAUCCAAAACAUUUGUAGUCACAAGCUUGAUGUAGCCAUUGAGUGCGGGGGACUAGAUACAUAAAAUGCUUUUAUGUCUCAAUAGUAAAACAGAUAUGUAUGAAAAUAUCCUCAUAGAAAAAAAUUGAUCUCAAAUCUAAAACGCUGAGUACAGAGCCCAAAUAAAUAAAUAAAAUGUAGCUUCACUGCCCAAAUAUGUGGUGAGGACUGUAUGUUGGACUGUAUGUUGUUGAGUUGCAAACGCAUAUUUUCAAAGCCUGCCCUCGUCACUAUACAUGUGGUAAAGACGUCAAUAGAAUGCGACGCACGUGUCCCCCCCCCCUGUGGGGAUAGAUCCAGAAUCCCCUCAUUGCCAGCCAUCAAAAUGUGCUUACAUUUCGGCUAUUGUUUAUAUGUGUAUUUAAUAACUAUGUUGAGGUAAAAAUCUGAGUAUAAUGAUUGUGUUGAUUUUAGCCCCAAUGUAUGUUCAUGUCAUCAUCACCAAUCAACUGCAUUACAGUUAAACGGCCUCAUAUGCCACCACCGAAAAACAGUCAGAUAUAAAAAUAUAUAUACAUGUUUUAGUAAGCACAUUGUUGGCCUGUUAGAACAUAUGAAUCAUGACAGAUUUGAUGAGUUUACACUUUGUUAGAUAAGCUUUUUUGAAUGGACGCCAAUGAUGGUUUCCUUCUAUUACCUACGGUCUGCUUUUCAUCGAUCUCUUUACCGCAUGUAUAAAGCGACUAAUUGCCACAGAUACUCUAUCCCAGGGGUGUCAAACUCAUUCCAUGCAGGGCCGAGUGUCUGCUGUUUUUUGUUAUUUUCUUUCAACUUGUGUAAGACCAGGUGAGGGGAGUUCCUAAUCAGUGACCUUGGUCGUGUACCCCUUGCUCAGACGUUGCAUGCAUCAACCAAUGGUUGCGUUCCACGUUGUCGACUGUGCCGUCGGGCACAAGAUUGCUAUAACAUAUGUGGUUAGCUGAUGCAUCAAAUAUCUAUCCAGGCAUUGUAAGAUAUGAUAUGGCAUGUUAGAUAUGUCAUGUUUGAUAUGGCAUGUAUGAUAUGUCAUAUAUAUACAGUGCCUUGCGAAAGUAUUCGGCCCCCUUGAACUUUGCGACCUUUUGCCACAUUUCAGGCUUCAAACAUAAAGAUAUAAAACUGUAUUUUUUUGUGAAGAAUCAACAACA